AUUCACCGUUUUCCUUAUUCGCUCGGAGCGCAAUGCAUUCUGGUACUUGUAGUUAACAACAACACGGCAAUCGGCGCGCUCUUCAAAUCAUUGCAAAUAUCGCUCAAUCGCACUGUACGGCUGUUUACGAUUUAAAAGAUGGAUAACCCUUCAAUUACCAAAGAAACAAAUACAGAUACUUCUUCAAACAAUCGCCCUAGUUUUUUUCAAAACUCUAGCCCGGGGCAACUCGCUGUACUACACCAAAAGCCAGAAGCUGUCGAUAUGGGAAGAGUCCUAAGAGUAGGCCUAUGUGAUGAGAUCCCUAAAAAGCAAUCAAAAGCUGGUGGAUUCACGUGUUGCGUGCCAGGUUGUUUCAACAAUAGCAAAAGAAACCCAGCUCUUAGUUUCUACCAGUUUCCGUUUGGAAAUCGGCAAGAGAAGAUCGACCUGAGGAAAAGAUGGAUAUCCCUCAUCAGUCGCAAGGACUUCAAACCAACGAAUGGACACAGGGUUUGUUCGGUACACUUCGUUGGUGGAAAAAAGACUUACAUGAGCAACGUGCCGCUCAUCGUUCCAAAGGCAACUCGUCCCAGCAUACCAAAACCAAGAGCAACAUUUAAAUGUCGUAACAGAGCCCUCACGGAAGAACGAUUCGAUCGGGAAAAACUUGUCGAAGUAAUUGCAAAUGGUGAUGAGAACUUACCUGAGGCAGUUAAUUCUGACAACCAGGCAAAUGAGCUUGCUGCUCUGAGGAAGCAAAUGGAAGCAAGGGAAAGACAGCACAAAGAUGAAAUAGAAUCUCUUACAAAAAUAUUGGGUCAGGCUAAAAAAGAGAAUGAAUCAAUGAAAGCAAAGAUUAAACAAGUAUCAUUUCAUGUUGAUGAUAUAAAGGAUGAUACUGAACUAUUUCAUUUUUAUACUGGUUUCCAAGAUCAUGAAACAUUUCUGAUAUUUUUUGAUUUUCUAAUGCCAGCAGCAGAGAAGCUUAUAUACUACAAGUCAAACACAAAUGCAGAUACAAUUUGCCUUGAGAAUCCAAAGCGUGGACCAAAGAGAACACUGGCACUAGAGCAAGAGUUGUUUCUUGUCCUUGUACGUUUACGGUGUGGACUUUUAGAAAAAGACAUAGCUUACAGGGCAGGUAUUUCUGUUGGGCAUUUUUCUAGGAUCUUCAUCACCUGGAUUGAUUUCCUAUAUACAAGGCUUAGACAGCUGCCAAUAUGGGCAUCAAGGUCAACUAUUGAUGAAACAAUGCCAAAUGCAUUCAAAGAAAUGUACCCAAGUACACGUGUGAUAUUGGAUGCUACUGAAAUAUUCAUGGAAAUGCCUAGUUCACUCAGGUCACAGAGUGAAACAUACUCUAACUACAAACAUUGCAAUACUGCAAAGGGCUUGCUUGGUAUUGCACCUUCAGGUGCAGUAACAUUUGUGUCACACCUAUAUGCUGGCAGAUGCAGUGACAAAGCAGUCACAAGGGAUUGUGGUAUCCUUAACCUUUUGGAAGCAGGUGAUACAAUCAUGGCUGACAAAGGGUUUAACAUAGAAGAUGAUCUUCCACCACAAACAGGGCUGAAUAUACCCCCUUUUCUCAAGGAAAAAGCUUCAUUGACAUUAGAAGAAGAAACAGAAACCAGAAGAAUUGCCUCCCUACGUGUACAUGUUGAGCGAGCCAUUAGACGAAUAAAAACUUUUAAGUUACUGAAAACAAUAUUUCCAAUUUCAAUGUCUGCUAAUUUGGAUAAAGUAUGGGUGGUUUGUGCAUAUCUAUCAAACUUUUUACCACCACUUAUAGCUAAGAAAUAAAUGUGAUUUCAUACAAUUGAAAAAUUUUUUUUGUCUUUGUAUCACUGUUUUUUAGGAAAUUUCUUUUAUCAUUAAAUUAAAUGGAAAUACACUUUUCAUCAAUUAACUUGGGCAAUGGUUUUAAAUUUUUUGCAUUUCAAUUUAGGAAGUGAGAGGAAAUUGUCUCCUGUGUCACAAAAUAAUUUUGCCCCUACCCCACCUACAACUGUAGCAUUUGAUGACUGUAGCAUUUCCUUAAACAUAGCCAUUACACCAUUUAAACUCUAAUUUGAUUUCAGCUCAGCUCUAGAAAUUCAGUUUGUUUGUUUUUUUUCAUGAUCAGAGAAUUUUGGAGAUGAAAAAAUUGUCCUGACUUGUAAAUUUUCCCAUUAAGACAUGACAUUCUAACCAAUGCCAAAAUGACAUAGCAGUUAUUUAAAAGCAGUAAAAACAGAUUUCAUUUGGCUUCAACGCAUCAUAAAUAUCAUAUAUUUUAAUUUAUAUCAACAUAAAUGUUUCAAAAAAUGUUGCUAACUUUGGUAACAUUACAGUUUUCCAAAAAUGACAGUCACAUUCUAAACGUUGCACAUAUAUAUCUAUGUCAGUAUAAACAAUAAUGUCUAGCCAUGAAAGGCCAAUUAUGUUCAUUAUUCCUUGGCAUUGAUAAUAAUAAUGAUGCUUUUCUUUCAAAUUUUGCCCAGAUCCUGAAUCUCCCAUGAAAAAGUUUUUAUCUUGGCAUGAAUCUUGAACAGUUAAGUUCCUUUUUGUGUAAGGGCACUUAAUCUCUAUGCCGCCUACAAGCAUCCCAUCUUGAAUUGUCAAUCCAUCAGGGCU
Molecule: messenger RNA, 2598 nt
Organism: Rhopilema esculentum
Lineage: Eukaryota; Metazoa; Cnidaria; Scyphozoa; Rhizostomeae; Rhizostomatidae
Source: RefSeq, a predicted model, not a curated record